Molecule: messenger RNA, 720 nt
Organism: Acaulospora morrowiae
Lineage: Eukaryota; Fungi; Glomeromycota; Glomeromycetes; Diversisporales; Acaulosporaceae
Source: the annotation of a GenBank genome assembly
AUGUUAAGGGUUAAGCAAGAAGUAGAAGAACUCGUAAAAUUCGCGGUCGGCGAAGACUAUGAAAGAGAACGACGUGAACGAAUUGAGCAAAAUCGGGCCAUAUUGGCAAAGUUAGGCUUGGAUGAAAAGUUCCUGCAGCAGCUGAAACCUCAAAGGGUGAAACCAAAGAGGGAAUUGCAGGUGACAGCUCAAGAAGUCGUGGAGAAAGCUGUUCAAAGACAACAACCAACGCGUCGAAGCCCGCGCAUUCAGAAAAUGGUUCCUCGCUAUGAUUUACGCGUCAAAAAUUAUACGCCACGUGUUCCUCGCAGUUAUAAACGAAAGGUUAGUCGCACAAAGUCUACUGGCCGAAACACCCAAGGACGUAGAGUUUACGGCGGUAGGGUUUACGACUCUGAGCUCGGAACCACGUGCCACCAAUGUCGUCAAAAGACUAUCGAAGAGAAAGUUCAGUGUACCAAUGCACUUGAAAAUGGUUCUCUUUGUAAAGUGAUGAUGGACGAACGUUGUCUCAUUGGGAGGUAUGGUGAAACAUUGGAAGAUGCGCGUAAAUCGGGCGAAUGGAAUUGCCCAAAAUGCCGUGGAGUGUGCAACUGCUCAUUUUGUCGCAAGAAGAAAGGUCUCCCGGCCACGGGAAUAUUAAAAUAUUACGCCUUGGCCAACGGAUAUACUUCGGUCAUGCAUUACUUGGGUGACAAUAAAAGAACAACAAGGGACUAA